CAUCUGAGCAUCUCCCGUUCUUCUUCUUCCUCUUCUGCAAAAGUUCUUAUUCCUAAAAAUAUCUUUAGAUUCUUUACCUUGUCUGCAAAAUUUAUUUGCAGCCAUGGAUGCCAGGAGGAAUCCAUGGCUCAUGCUUUCUCUUCUAUUCCUCGGCUUCUCUGUCAACACUCAUCUCUCCCUUGGAGCUGACACCAUCUCUGCAAACCAUCCUCUCUCUGGAAACCAAACCAUUGUCUCUGCAGGUGGGGACUUUGUGAUGGGUUUCUUCAAACCAGAUGGUAAUUUGGUUCUCUUUAACGAGUCUCAAAUCCCAGUUUGGUCCACAAACCUGAGCUCCAACACCUCAAGUGCUGUAGAAGCUGUUCUUCUAGAUGAGGGAAAUCUUGUUCUUAGAGGUGGGUCUAAUUCCUCAAAACCUUUAUGGCAAAGUUUUGAUCAUCCAACUAAUACAUGGCUUCCUGGUGCUAAGAUUGGAUACAACAACAUUACCAAGGAAAACCAACGUCUCACUUCAUGGAGGAGUGAAAAUGAUCCUGCUCCGGGACUCUUCUCUCUUGAGCUUCAGGCAAAUACCAGUUCAUAUCUUAUUCUGUGGAAUAGGUCUAUUAACUACUAUGAUACUGGACCUUGGAAUGGGAAGAUUUUUAGUUACGUUCCUGAAAUGAGGCUCAAUUAUAUCUACAACUUCCAUUAUGUUAACAACACAAAUGAGAGUUACUUCACCUAUUCUCUUUACAACAGUUCCAUCAUAUCUCGGUUCGUGAUGGAUGUUUCUGGUCAAAUUAAACAACAGACAUGGGUAAUUAGCAAUUGGAACUUGUUUUGGAGUCAACCGAAAACACCAUGUGAGGUUUAUGCUAUUUGCGGGGCUUUCGGUAUCUGCAACGGAGGAAGCGAAUCCUCUUGCAGUUGUUUGAAUGGGUUUGAUCACAAAUCGCAGGAUGAGUGGAAUUUGAAGGAUUAUUCUGGUGGUUGCGUGCGGAAAACGCCCUUGCAGUGUGAGAAUACCAGUCUUGCUAAUGGACGGCAGGACAAGUUCUUUCCAACGACCAACAUGGCAUUACCUGAAAGACAACAAUUUGUUUUGGUUGGAACUGCUGCAGAAUGUGAAUCAAGCUGCUUGAAUAACUGCUCUUGCACUGCUUAUGCUUACGAGACCAAUAACUGUUCAAUUUGGAUCGGGGAUCUCUUGAAUCUGAAGCAACUCACAGCAGAUGAUCAUAAUGCAAGGACUCUACAUCUCAGACUUGCAGCUUCAGAGGUUUCAAGUCAUGAAAAUAAUGAGGGAACAAUUGUCGGUGCUGUUGUGGGUUCAGUCGCAGGGGUAGUAGUUCUCGUUGGUCUUCUUGUGUUUGUAAUCCUUAGGCGAAAGAAGAGAGCUGUUGGAAUAGCGAAAUCAAUAGAAGGUUCUUUGGUGGCAUUUGGGUACAAGGACUUGCAAAAUGCCACCAAGAAUUUCUCGGAGAAGUUGGGAGGUGGGGGUUUUGGUUCAGUUUUCAAAGGGACGUUACCUGAUUCAACAUUGAUAGCAGUGAAGAAACUUGACAGCAUCAGCCAAGGAGAGAAGCAAUUCCGCACAGAAGUCAGCACAAUUGGGACAAUCCAACAUGUAAAUCUUGUCCGGCUUCGUGGGUUCUGCUCCGAGGGGACUAGAAAGUUGCUGGUGUAUGAUUUCAUGCCAAAUGGAUCUUUAGAAUCUCAUCUUUUCCAUGGAAAGAAUCCUGAGGUUUUGGACUGGAAAACAAGAUACCACGUUGCUUUGGGAACAGCCAGAGGGUUGGCUUAUCUCCAUGAGAAGUGCAGAGAGUGCAUCAUACACUGCGACAUAAAGCCCGAAAACAUUCUUCUUGAUGCUGAAUUUUGUCCAAAAGUGGCAGAUUUUGGCCUGGCAAAGCUUGUUGGGCGGGAGUUCAGCCGAGUCCUGACAACCAUGAGAGGCACCAGAGGUUAUCUUGCUCCGGAGUGGAUCUCAGGAGUGGCCAUCACAGCCAAGGCUGAUGUUUACAGCUAUGGAAUGAUGCUUUUUGAAUUUGUCUCCGGAAGGAGGAACGCUGAGCCAUCUCCAGAUGGCAAAACUAAAUUCUUCCCAUCUUGGGCUGCAAGCCAUAUGACUGAUGGGGGUGAUAUCUUUAGCCUUUUAGAUCCCAGGUUGGAGGGAAAUGCUGAUGUAGAAGAGGUCACAAGGGUUUGUAGAGUUGCUUCUUGGUGCAUCCAAGAUGAUGAAACUAGUAGGCCAACGAUGGGUCAGGUAGUUCAGAUCCUUGAGGGAGUUUUGGAUGUUAACCUGGCCCCAACUCCAAGAUCUCUCCUAGUGUUGGUGGACAACCAGGAGGACAUAAUUUUCUUCACUGAAUCAUCCUCAAGCCAAAAUUCACAAGCACGGAGCAAUACCUCAACUUCUUCCUCUCAGUCGAAGACUGCCAUGUCAUCACCAAGCUCAAAGUCUGAAGAGCAGGCCGAAUGACAACUUCGUGAGCUCUUAAAUAAGUGGUUAAGAAUGUAAGUUGUUAUUUGUAUUCUGCAAAUUUCACUUUGUAUCGUAAGGUAACUGGUAGGAUGUUUAUGUAUUCCGCUAUGUGUUUGAUUGAAACACCUGUUUACUCUGUUAGGUGUUUUUGGGUUCCUUACCAUCUAAGUUUUUCGCAUUGCUUCAAAAUCUUAAAUAGUAUGAUUCGCUAUGGCUAAUGUUGUAGUUAUGAGCAUUGUUCUUUUU
Molecule: messenger RNA, 2713 nt
Organism: Juglans regia (Persian walnut)
Lineage: Eukaryota; Viridiplantae; Streptophyta; Magnoliopsida; Fagales; Juglandaceae
Product: G-type lectin S-receptor-like serine/threonine-protein kinase At2g19130
Exons: 2
Coding region: 104-2464 (786 amino acids)
Biological process (GO): recognition of pollen; protein phosphorylation
Molecular function (GO): protein serine/threonine kinase activity; ATP binding
Source: RefSeq, a predicted model, not a curated record